GAGGGUGGGAGACAGAGCGGAAGAGUCCGGUGACAGAGCAGAAGCAGUUUGGGGAACUGAUCCAUCCAGGCGGCAUCUGCUGUACUUCCUCUCUCCUACGCACUCCGCCCCCACCAGCCUGUCUUUCUCUUUCCUUUUCUCCCUCAGGGUAGAGUUAGGUAGGGUUAGGUCAGUUGCCCAAAGGUGGGGACAUUUCCUGAUGCUUUUGCAACACUGAGAUGUUGUCUUAAGGGAGGCUGGGCCCCAUUCUGGCACCAGGCCUGGAAGGUGAACACCUGGGGGCCACCAGGACAGCGUGCUGGCAGGUCUCUUGGCCUCCUGUUUUCCACUUGACCAUGGCCCUGGCUGAGGUCAUCAGCCUCUGGAAUGAAGGGGUGCUGGCAGCGGACAAGAAGGACUGGAAGGGGGCCCUGGAUGCCUUCAGUUCAGUCCAAGACCCCCACUCCCGGAUUUGCUUCAACAUCGGCUGCAUGCACACGAUCCUGGGAAACACGCUGGAGGCGGAGAAGGCCUUUACCAAAAGCAUUAACCAAGACAAGCACUUGGCAGUGGCUUACUUCCAACGAGGGAUGCUCUACUACCGGACAGAGAAAUAUGAUUUGGCGAUUAAAGACCUUAAGGAGGCCUUGACUCAGCUUCGAGGGAACCAGCUGAUAGACUACAAGAUCCUGGGGCUGCCAUUCAAGCUGUUUGCCUGUGAGGUGUUAUAUAAUAUUGCUUUCAUGUACGCCAAGAAGGAGGAAUGGAAAAAGGCAGAGGAACAGUUAGCACUGGCUUCGAAAAUGAAGUCUGAGCCCAGACAUUCCAAAAUCGACAAGGCCAUGGAAAGCGUCUGGAGACAGAAGCUGUAUGAGCCAGUGGUGAUCCCCAUGGGCAGGCUGUUUCGACCAAAUGAGAGACAAGUGGCUCAGCUGGCCAAGAAGGAUUACCUCGGCAAGGCUACGGUUGUGGCAUCUGUGGUGGAUCGAGAUAAUUUCUCUGGGUUUGCCCCUCUGCAGCCACAGGCAGCUGAGCCUCCACCCAGACCCAAAACCCCAGAGAUCUUCAGGGCUCUGGAAGGAGAGGCUCACCGUGUUCUGUUUGGGUUUGUGCCUGAGACAGCAGAGGAGCUUCAGGUCAUGCCAGGGAACAUUGUCUUUGUGUUGAAGAAGGGCAAUGAUAACUGGGCCACGGUCAUGUUCAACGGGCAGAAGGGGCUUGUUCCCUGCAACUACCUUGAACCAGUUGAGCUGCGGAUCCAUCCUCAGCAGCAGCCCCAGGAGGAUGGCUCCCCAGAGCUUGACAUCCCAGCUCCUCCCAGUUCCGAUGCCCCGGGAAGACCCCAGCUGUCACCAGGUCGGAAACAAAAAGAAGAGCCCAAGGAUGUAAGGCUGAGCGUUCCCAUGCCCUAUACACUCAAGGUGCACUACAAGUACACGGCAGUCAUGGAGACGCAGCCUGGGCUCCCCUACAGCCGGGUCCGGAAUAUGGUGUCUAAGAAACUGCAGCUCCUGCCAGAACACACGAAGCUGAGCUACCGGCCUCAGAACAGCAAUGAGCUGGUGCUGCUGUCAGAAGAUAACAUGAAGGAUGCCUGGGGCCAAGUGAAAAACUACUGCCUGACUCUGUGGUGUGAGAACACAGUGGGUGACCAAGGCUUUCCAGAUGAACCCAAGGAAAGUGAAAAAUGUAAUGCUAAUAACCAUCCAACAGAACCUCAGCUUAAGGAAGGGAGCCAAGUGGUAGCUCUCUUCAGUUACAAGGCCACGCAACCGGAAGACCUGGACUUUGUGGAAGGGGAUGUAAUCCUCGUGCUAUCAAAGGUGAAUGAAGAAUGGCUGGAAGGGGAGUGCAAAGGGAAGGUUGGCAUCUUCCCCAAAGCUUUUGUUGAAGAACGUGCAACUACAGAUGUGAAAAGCAUUCUUAGAGAAGUCUAGGACGCUUCACAACCUACGAAGUCAAACAAAAGGAAGCCUUUAUUUGUUUGCAUGAUUUAGCAGACUGCUGCUGUAUACUGUACCGGGGACAUUACAGUUUGAGAGCGUUACCCUCAAUUUUCCCUGUUAACAAUUAAUCUAUUAGACAUUGAUGUGAGUACCUAGGACAAUGAUUUUUCUGGGGCACAGGGGGUGGGGGAGUUAUGGGGAGGAGUGGAAGGGUCUUCUAGGGUGCUGAUAAUCUGUUUCUUGCUCUGAAUGCCGGCUACCCAGAUGCAUUCACAUUGUAAAAAUUUACCAAGCUGUUUACUUUUGAAUGAUGCAUUUCUCUGUAUGUAUACCCCAAUAAAAAAAACUUAAUCUCACAAAACCAAAAUAAGACACCAAAAGUCCAGGCCCAAGGGCCAUGUAUAAACACUCCGGUUCCUAUAACACACUAUCACAGACUCUUUAGUAAUUCAGAAGGCGUACGCAUAUAUGCAGGGUCUCCAGUGGUAGCUUGAUGGACCUUCAAUAUAAACUAUAAAGGCAGAUCUCCUGCCUUAGCCUCCCAAGUAGUUGGGUCAAUAGGUACCCACCACCAUGCCCAGCUAGUAUUUUCUAUUUUUGGUAGAGAUGGGGGUCUCACUGUUGCUCAGGCUGGUCUUCAAUUCCUGACCUCUAACAAUCUUCCCACCGUGCCCUACCAGACUGCUAGGAUUAUGGGAAUGAGCCACUUGCAUCCAACUUCUUUAUUAAAUAAAAUAAUUUUGAUCAUCAGUUUCUUUCUCCUCAUCCCUUUCCAUAAUAAUUCAUUGGUUUGGAAUGCUAAUAUAAGCAAAAAUAACCCUAAAACACAUUCAGGUUCUGAUCAUCUUUGCUUUUCCCUGGACAACUUGUCAGUAGUUGUGUUUUCUUCAAUAUUAUUAUCUUUUAGGAUAGUAAAUAAACAAUCUAUACACAGAUCUGGUUGGAGAGAACAUGGUUUAAUUAAAGGCAAAGCUGAUUUCAGCAGCUGCAGGUCUUGCACAGACAGAUUAAAAAAAAAACCCAACAAAAACAAACAAACAAAAAUACCCCAGAAAACAAAACAAAAAACCACAAAAGAAAGUUCGCUACACAAAACCAGCUUCUGGUGAUGAUUCUCCUCCCCA
Nycticebus coucang (slow loris) is the source of this 3049-nucleotide messenger RNA. RefSeq names its product neutrophil cytosolic factor 2 (gene NCF2). Gene Ontology annotation, molecular function: protein binding; superoxide-generating NADPH oxidase activator activity. NCBI's taxonomy places the organism in Eukaryota, Metazoa, Chordata, Mammalia, Primates, Lorisidae. Gene Ontology annotation, biological process: phagocytosis; superoxide anion generation; respiratory burst. The record is from RefSeq and is a predicted model, not a curated record. The transcript is spliced from 15 exons. The coding region runs from base 336 to 1916 and encodes 526 amino acids. Gene Ontology annotation, cellular component: NADPH oxidase complex.